This is a messenger RNA of Centruroides sculpturatus (bark scorpion), 1053 nucleotides long. RefSeq lists its product as uncharacterized. Gene Ontology annotation, biological process: DNA integration; DNA transposition. The record is from RefSeq and is a predicted model, not a curated record. The transcript has a single exon. Lineage: Eukaryota; Metazoa; Arthropoda; Arachnida; Scorpiones; Buthidae. Gene Ontology annotation, molecular function: DNA binding.
UUCCACUAGGAAGCAAAUGAAUUUGCAAAGCUACAAGUUUUGCUUGCAAAAUACAUUCUUCGGCAUGAAACAAACAAUCUGCCUAAAAUAAAUAAACUUUUCCAAAUCACUUAAAACACACACACACACACCCACACACAUAUAUAUAUACAUAUACUGCUGGCCAUCCAAAAUGCAACACCCUGAAGGAAGCAUCCAAAUCAAGUAAAAUUUGCACCAUGCGUUUGUGGCAAUGAAAUAUGCAAAUGAUUAGCAUUUCAGCACAUAUGCACAUCAUGGGUGCCUGUUGCACCACCUGCAAGCGCUAUAUAAAGAGAGAAUAGAAGGCCAUUUUGAAGUACUGGAAUUGUUCUUUCAUGCGUUUUUUUGGCGUAAGUAGCUUCAGUAUGCCAUGCAGAAGAAAACGAGCACAUCUUUCAAGCAUGUUUCUGAGUUUGACCGAGGAAGAAUAGUUGCCUAUAAGGAUUGCGGAUUAUCCUUCAGAGAAAUCAGUGAUUGUGUCGGAUGUAACCAAGCAACUGUGAUGUGGAUCUGCAACCGCUGGAUGCAGGAGGGAACAAUGGACCGACAGGACCAAUUGCACCCACCUCAUUGCACCACUGCACAUGAUGACAGGCAUAUCAUGAGCAUGGCAGUGAGGUAGCGUUGUGCCACAUCAUGAACCAUAUCACAACAAAUUCAAUCUGUUACUCAACAAUCCGUGUCCACGUGUACCAUUAGACGUCGUUUGCAGCAGAAUGGAAUGUCCACAAGGCAUCCAUUGCCACAUUUACCAUUGAGUCAAAACCACAGGCAUUUGCACCAGCAUUGUUGCAAUGAACAACAGACAUGGACAACCAAAUGGAACAACAUUGUUUUUGUUGAUGAAUCCCACUUCUGCCUGCAACACCACAAUGGUUGGAUUAGAGUCUGGAGACACUGUGGUGAGAGACUGAUGAACUGUUGCCUUAUUCAUUUCCAUACUGGUCCUAGACCCGGUAUUAUGGUUUGGGGAGGUAUUGGAUUCCACUCCUGCACCCCCUAGUACGCAUUGCCGGUACACUGACCAGUCAG